CGUCCAACACCCAACACCUCCUGCCCCCAACGCAAGCACUCGGCAUGAGCGGCGUCGCCGGUCCGUCGCGCACGCUCAGCGCCGCCGACGUGCUGCACGCGCAGCUGGGCGUGUGGUACAUGCAGGCGCCGUACGCCGAGAGCGACGACGCGGCGUGCGCCGAGGUGGGCGUGUGUCUCUGGCUGGCACGCCUCGUCGCCGGCGUCGAGCCGCCGCCGCGCAGCUACGCCGAGUAUCUGCACCUGCUGCACGCCGCGCUCGACGGCAACUGCGCCUUUACCAACGACGGCCGCCGCGGGCGCGAGGCACACGUGCACAGCGUCAGCGACUGGCUUGCCGCGCAGGUCAAGCGCAUGGAGAGCAAGCCCAACGGCGUCGUGCUGCUGUUGCAGGACCUGCAGGGCAUCUUCCCGCUCGAGCCGAACAAUCCGCCCACGCAGGACGUGCGGCGGCGCAUCGGCCGGCGCUCCAUGCUGGGCAUCUUCCUGCGCCGCGUGCGCCUGGCCGUCAUGCGUCUCGACGAGGCCGGCAUGGCACGGCUGUGCGCCGAGAUGGUCGACUACAUCGACGGCACUGGUCAAGAGCGCGAGGACAAGGCGCCUCAGCGGGCUCAGCGCGCGGUAAAUAAGAGGCAUGCAGCGUGGCUCAAAUACGAAAAGGCGCAUCGUGCCGGCGACUACACCGGUGCUCUGCGGCAAAUGAGCUACUUCUUCGACAUGUUCCCGCUCGGCGCGCCGUCACCAAUCAAGGUGCUGCACCACCAUGCGCUCUUGCAUCUGGCGUACUUUCACUUUGAGACUGGCGGGCUGGCCGAGUCGCGCAGCGCUCUCAAAGACGCGAUCCACAUGGCCCGCCUGCUGUCCGACACCGACGCCAUUCUCGCCUGCGACUCACUCGUGCGGCGACUCGACCUGGAGGCGCGCGACGAGGCUGUCGUUGGUCUGACGACUUCAGAAGUCUCUCGCCCCGCGAUACGCCCACCGUACGAGCUGGACGACUUGUGGGAGGCCGAUCACGAUUCGAACGAGGGCGCGCCUCUGUACUCCGUUCUCGCUCGACUAGUCGAGGGCAUCUGGCUCUCCAAUGCACGCCCACAACCGAGCAGACAAAUUUCGCUGGGUCCGAGCCUGCCACGCACCAGUGUGGCGCGAUCGAGCUAUCGCACAACGAGCAGAGAGGCGCGCAUCUGGCAUGAGCUUGGCCACGCGCGAGUAGCAGCGCCUCUGCGAGAGUCGUGCUGGGCUGCGAGUGUGCAGCGGGCUCGGGCGCACGAGGCGGAGGUGCGGCUUGAGUGCGCCAGUGGAGAGGCUUGGCAGCUCGCAGAGGCCGGCAACUUCGACGCGGCGCUCGCUGUGCUUCUCGACGCAGAUCUGUGCGAUUCGCUCUCGGCGCAGCGCUACGCUCGAUGGCAAGCCGAGGUGCUGCGCGUGGUCUGGCUGCAAGCGCGGCGACGAGGCGAUGCUGCCACCAUGCACGAGCUGCGCCUGCGUCGACCGGAAAUCGAGAAGGAAGUCGAUGGCGUCGUGGCCGAGACUCUGCCGCUCGCGAACUAUGCACGACCGGCCGAUGUCGGGGAGGGUGACCGGAAGCAAGAUCGACCUGCCGCCAAGCUUAGCUUGCUGGACUCGCUUAGGCUUGCACGAGAGUUGGCGACGGCGCAACAGGGAGCAGCAGCACUGGACGCUCUCCUGAGCUUCCUCGCCCAGGCCGAGCGGCAGGAUCGCAUCGCGCUGCACAGACAAGGCCUCGUGCUGCUGGCGGAGCUGCAGGCCGAGCACCUGGAUAUGGCUGCCAAGGCGUGUGCCACAAUGGAGGAGGUUCUGCCUGCGGCUCUUGCCGACCACAACGCCGAGCACCGCGGCGAUGCCGCCUUCACGUACGGGCGUGCACUCCUGGCUCGCGGGCAGGAGGAACCUCGCAUCACUCCUCUUGCAGCUGUGUGGUUCGACCGAGCAGCCGAAGGUGCGCACUCAGCGCCCGGUCCUCCGUGGCAGCUCCGCUGACCUGUGUCGCAGCGUACCGCGUCGCCGGCGCUCUCAUGAAGCAAGCCGCUGCGCUGUGCUUCCGCGCCGAGCUGAACCAAGCUGCAGGCGAGCCGUUCGAGCAGCUCGUCGACGCGCUCGAGGCCGUCGAGGAGCAAGCG
Messenger RNA from Tilletiopsis washingtonensis, 2143 nucleotides. RefSeq lists its product as hypothetical. Bases 45 to 2003 code for a protein of 652 amino acids. Gene Ontology annotation, cellular component: anaphase-promoting complex. Gene Ontology annotation, biological process: protein K11-linked ubiquitination; positive regulation of mitotic metaphase/anaphase transition; anaphase-promoting complex-dependent catabolic process. Lineage: Eukaryota; Fungi; Basidiomycota; Exobasidiomycetes; Entylomatales. The record is from RefSeq and is a predicted model, not a curated record. The transcript has 11 exons.